UCAAUAAUUAUAACAUUAUUGUUAACUAAUAAAAAUUUAAACAUUUUUAACCAAUUUAUUAAAAACAUAAUUUUCUUUAACUUGCAUUUAAGUGAAAAUAGAAGAAAAAAUGAAAAUGAUGUGGCAAAGAAAUAUCAACAAGAAUUUACUUUUUAUGAAAAUGAACUAUUUUUUCGCAUAUGGCGCUUACGCACCAAUCGUUCCGUUUAUAUCCACUAUUGGAAAACAACGGGGUUAUUCUGCAUUCGUUAUGGGAAUCGCUUUAACUGCUUUGCAGAUUCCAAGUCUUAUCGUACGACCAACACUAGGAAGCAUCACGGACGUGUACAAAUGCCGAAGGUUUAUGUUUCUCGCGGGAGAGGUGCUAUUCGCUCUUGUGGUUAUCGGAUUGGUUUUUAUACCUGGUGCAACGGCGUCGGAAAUGAUCGACGAUAAGAUUGUGUUCGAAACUAUGUUAUUUUGGGCAUUUUUCUGUAUAAUCUUUCUGUUAUGCCUCGGAGCUGUAAUACGAUCGAUCAUGGAGGAUACAAUAUGUGUCAGUCUUCUUGGGGACAAUGUAAAUAAUUACGGUAGACAAAAAGUUUGGGGAUCAAUCGGUUAUGGUGUCGUUUCCAUUAUUUCCGGAGCAUCUGUUGAUUGGUUCAGCAAAGGCAAAGAUUAUAAAGACUAUAGACCUGGAUACGUGAUAUCAUUUUUCUUUUCAAUUAUGGAUAUUUACGUUUCAACUGGGAUUAAGGUUGUUCAAGUAAAAAAAAAUAAAACUAUUGGUGGUGAUUUAAAAAACGUUGCAACUGACUUUAGAGUAAUUAUAUUUUUUAUAUCAAUCAUUUGUUUUGGUUUUUUAAUGGCUUUUAUACAAAACUUUCUGUUUUGGUACCUCGAAGACAUAACGAAUUUGUAUCAUCCUGAAAUAAAACCGUGGAUAAAAACCGUUCAAGGGCUUUUCUUGAUUACACAAUAUUUUUUAAGCGAAGUACCAUUGUAUUUUUUAUCUAGUUUCAUUAUAAAAAGGAUUGGCCAUAUGAAUGUGUUUUCGCUAGCAUUUUUAGCUCUUUCAAUACGAUUUAUGCUUUAUUCACUAAUUAAAAAUCCAAUAAUUGCUCUGAGCGUUGAAAUACUUCAUGGAUUUACUAACGCACUCACUGAAUCCGCUGCGGUUGCCUAUGCCGCGAAAUUAUCUCCUGUUGGCGCCGAAGGAACGAUGCAGGGAUUAAUUGGAAUGGCACUACUGGGAAUAGGUACCCCGUUGGGGAAUUUCGUUGGCGGUUAUUUAAUAAAGAGUCUAGGGUCCAUCAUUACUUUUAGAUUGAUGAGUAUUGUGGCCAUUAUAGUUUGUAUCAUUCAAGCAACAAUGAGUUUGAUUAUUAACCGGAUAUACAGACACGAAGAUAAUCCUGUCCAAACUAGUUAGGGUUUCUUAUAGCGUUAUAGCAUUUUAAUUUUUUUUUUUGUAAAACGAAGUAGAAUUUAUGUUACGUACAUUAUAAAUAAAACAGUAAAUUUUAUUUAUUUUAUGGUACAUUGUUACUUUUUGUUUUAAAUUUGAUUUCCUAUUGAGAUGCCCCUAAUGUGGGGUAUCCUCCUCAUGUUAAUCAUGUGUAUAGUUUAUUGUAA
This is a messenger RNA of Adelges cooleyi (spruce gall adelgid), 1614 nucleotides long. Its product is annotated as major facilitator superfamily domain-containing protein 6-A-like. The transcript has 7 exons. Lineage: Eukaryota; Metazoa; Arthropoda; Insecta; Hemiptera; Adelgidae. Gene Ontology annotation, molecular function: transmembrane transporter activity. Bases 110 to 1411 code for a protein of 433 amino acids. Gene Ontology annotation, cellular component: membrane. The record is from RefSeq and is a predicted model, not a curated record.